GACCUGCCAUUAAUGAGUAUACGACAUCUAGAGCGUCCCAGAAAAGGCGAGUGGCUGCCCAGGAUUUCGAGAAGGAGGACCUUUUUGUUCACUACUUUUUUCACCUUUCCGAAGGCUGGACCUCCUCGUGCCCGCUCUUCGGCGUAACUCACUGCUCACGAACCAGAGGCACUGGACGAGCGGAGGUCGCUCACUUUUCUCAUCCGUUCCAAAUGGACUUGACUUGGACCGGCCCGAAUCGAGAAGAUGGCGACUUAGACAGCGUGGCCCAGCUCUACCUCGAGGUGAUCUCUCAGGACUUCUGGAGCAGGUUUCACGUGGAAGGUUACGCAUACUGCGACGUCUCCAAUAACCCCGGGCGGACGUCAAUGUCGCUGAAGACGUGGCGUCCAGUGUCCACGCGCCUCGACUCCAGGAUGCGGCGGUUCUUCACCGGCGGCGAUCCCCAACUGAGGGACCUGAGCAACACCGCCGUGCCAGCGGACGCUGCUCCGGGGAAGCGGUUGAGCAAGUACGGCAUCGUGACAGAAACCAGCGGCACCGUAACUGUCGUCCUGAACGUCGUUCGCCAGACCACGUCCAAAUCCCAAGAACACGAGACCAUUCGCCGGUUCUUGGGAACAAUUGGAAAACGAGCGACGCAGUCGAGUAUCACCGCUGUCUUGGCCUCCUUCCACCGUGCCAGAAGUCGGAUGUUGGCAGCAAGGGCCGGUCAUCAAGUCUAACGGCAUCGUGUGCAAGGUCGUAAUUAUCACUGAAACUUCAGCAUCAUCACUCAAGUGGAACAAACCUCGCAGCUUUAUCGUCUCCUUCAAGUAGUACCAAUUCCUGUACUCUCCCCUAUUGGGGCUCACCUAUACGUAUGAAAUUCUGAUGGCACAAGUACUGCUUGACGAUGCUCAUUGUUUCCGUCACUCUAUAAUCUGUGCAGCACACCUCUGUACCGAAAUAAUGGUGAUUGCUAAUAAAACUGUGUAGCAGUAAAGACCUCCCAAAACGCUGGCAACUUAACGAAUAUUGUGAAACAUGCCGUACUUCGGUGGUCAGCAAGUCUGACCUGCUUUAGGAGGUGCCAAAGAUGCUUGGGUACUCGACUUGGUCUAUGUUUCUUUGUUGUAUUUAGAAACCAUCCAAACAAUCGCCUUUGGCCCAUUGUCAUUUAUAGUGCGAAAGCAUUAACUGUCUCAUGGAGCGAGCCG
Ixodes scapularis (black-legged tick) is the source of this 1199-nucleotide messenger RNA. RefSeq names its product Meckel syndrome type 1 protein. Lineage: Eukaryota; Metazoa; Arthropoda; Arachnida; Ixodida; Ixodidae. The transcript has 9 exons. Gene Ontology annotation, biological process: cilium assembly. The record is from RefSeq and is a predicted model, not a curated record. Gene Ontology annotation, cellular component: MKS complex. The coding region runs from base 213 to 725 and encodes 170 amino acids.